CCGAGCCACAGCAAGCGAGCCACCAUCGAUUGAUCUCUCUACACCCCACGCAGUAUGGCGGACAGCAAUUCGGCAAACGAAAACACCACCCGGUGCCACUCUGGAUUACUAUUUGCGGCACCACAUGGCACGAGUGAACUAGUGAGUUGUUGAAGAGUUGAGGGGCCCCCGGGUGUCAUGACGUCACAGCGGGAAGGGCCCGCUGUGGGCGGAGAGGGCCACCAUUACCAGUACGUGGGGCCCUACCGAAUAGAGAAGACUCUGGGAAAGGGGCAGACAGGUUUAGUAAAGCUCGGAGUUCAUUGUGUGACAGGAAAAAAAGUAGCCGUUAAAAUCAUCAAUCGAGAAAAACUUAGUGAAUCUGUUCUUCAAAAGGUCGAAAGAGAAAUCGCCAUCAUGAAACUAAUUGAGCAUCCACAUGUUUUAGCUUUAUACGAUGUUUAUGAGAACAAAAAGUACUUGUACCUAAUCCUGGAGCAUGUGUCUGGUGGCGAGUUGUUUGACUAUUUAGUGAAGAAAGGUCGCCUCACGCCUAAAGAGGCACGAAAGUUCUUCCGACAAAUCAUUUCCGCCCUUGACUUUUGUCACAGUCACUGCAUAUGCCACCGGGAUUUGAAGCCCGAAAAUCUCCUAUUGGAUGAGAAGAACAAUAUUAGGAUAGCGGACUUCGGCAUGGCGUCCCUUCAAAUGGAAGGAGCCAUGCUUGAAACCUCCUGUGGAUCUCCCCAUUACGCCUGCCCAGAGGUCAUAAGGGGAGAGAAAUACGAUGGCCGGAGAGCAGACGUGUGGAGUUGUGGUGUAAUUUUGUACGCAUUACUUGUGGGUGCCUUACCUUUCGACGACGAUAACCUCCGUCAGCUGCUAGAGAAGGUGAAACGCGGCGUCUUCCAUAUCCCCCACUUCGUCCCUCCUGAGUGCCAGGACCUGCUUAGGGCCAUGAUUCAAGUUUGCCCCAACAAACGCAUGGCCUUAGCUGAUGUGACAAAACACCCCUGGGUCACUGCAGGGAGUAAAACCGAAUUAGAAUUAGAACUACCUAUGAAAGAAGUCGUUCAGACGCACGUGAUACCCUCAGCAGAUGCCAUUGAUCCGGACGUGCUAUCGAGUAUGACGUCACUGGGGUGCUUCAAAGACAAGGAGAAACUAGUCGAAGAGCUCCUCAAACUCGACCACAACACGGAGAAAGUCAUCUACUUCCUAUUGUUGGACAGGAAGAGGCGGAAACCGUGCUACGAAGACGAGACAGAAGUCAUUCUAAGGAGUAGAUCUGAAUCUGUUGACCCGCCUCGGAAACGUAUUGACACAUGUGUUGUUAAUGGUAACUCUGGCCCAAGGUAUCAAUUCGACUUGCUGAGCGAUGGCUCGCCCAUGCAGCCAAGGAGGCAUCCAUAUGGACGGAGUCGGAGAAGUAGCAGCAAUUUACAUGCUGGAAGUCCUUCAAUUUCUCCAAUGAGUUCACCGAAGCCAACACCCCGUACAGCCCCCGAUGAAAGCCCAUAUAACACUCCACCCGGAUCUCCAUGUAUCAACCAGCCCUACUGGAAAUCUCGCCUCAGCACCAUCAAAAAUAGUUUCCUUGGCAGCCCAAGGUUCCAUAGGAGGAAACUGCAAGCCGAUGAAAUUGGUCUUACACCUGAAUCUUCACCAGAGCUGACGAAGAGGUCCUGGUUUGGAAGUCUCAUGACAUCCGAGAGAGACGAAAGUCAUGUGAUCUUAGUCAAGGAUCGACCACUAAGCUCUGUGAAAGGAGAUCUCAUCCAUGCCUUUCUAUCAAUUGCUGAUCUGAGCCACAGUGUGCUAACGCCCAUGUCGUUCCGGGUGGAGUACAAGAGACCCAGUGGCCCCAGUAUGUUCCAGAGGAAUGUUCGAUUUCACGUGGACAUAGCGUCGGCCGCUGGGCCCCAAGACAUCAAUACAGUGGGUAGCCCAGGGGUUUACUGUAUCAGCUUCACGCUUAUCUCAGGUCCCCUGCGAAGAUUCAAACGCAUCUGUGAGCACAUUCAGGCUCAGAUUUUGAGCCGCCGACCCAACGCUUCUCCUCGCAUAAGUCGCCGCUCCACCAACGAGAUGAGUGACAGCUCCUCUUGCGGCUCUGAAUCUUUAUCCCCGACUCCACCUUCUCUACGAGUAUCGGAUGACAUGUCGGUGGGGUCACGACCCCAGAAAGAUGUUGGUACCUCCGCUGCCCUAGCUCGUUGUAAAUCGGACCAGGAUCAAUCGGACAUAUUCGAUUCUUCACCUUCUCCUAAUAAGACUGUCUCAGCCAAUCAGAGGCGAGCGACAGGAGGUGGUGAUGAGCUGGUCAGCAAAAUGGUCAGCAACGGGAACAGUCGGCGGUCGAACUUUGAAAAUUUGAACAAAUCGAAAGUGUGACGAAAGGGACGAAUGGUGUGAUAUAUUUUUUACGUUUUCAUUUUUCCUGAGCGUCUCUUGUGUGUUUGCACGUGGUCGCCACUUAAAAUUACGUGUUUUAUUUCUAAAAAUUGCAAUUUAAAGAAAAAAUUAAUAUAUAAAUAGAUCGUUCAAAGGCCAUUUCUAAACUAUCUGCAAACUUUGCUCCUAAAGUGUUUGGAGUAAUUAUAAUUAACUAUUUUAUAACGGAUAUUAAUAUUACUAAACGUCAGAGAAAUAUGUUUUCAAAAAGUUUGUGUACACUAUUUUAAUCAUAAACAAGCAUUAUUUAAACUAUUAUUUGAUUUUGAAUUUAGGCUCAUCUGCAAGCUGAGCGUAACAAGCAAAAAAAUCUAUAUCGUGCCAUAUCCUUUGCAGCUUCAUUGACGUCUGAAUUUAUUUUGGAAUGAUGUAUUUUAAUUGUCAGUACUGUUGACAGCAAAAGCGCUGGCUGUCUUACGAAACAUUUUAAAAUAAUGCAGCUAAAUGGAAAUACAUAAAUAUUUCUUAGUAUACUGAAAAUUAGAAAAUACAUUUUUAAUACUCGAAAUUGUAAAAUAUUCAAUUAUUUUUUUUAUUUUUAGCUUUAAAUCUCGUUUAAACUCAGAUUCAUUAUCAAUAUCUUAAUUUAUUCAAUUACUUCAUGCUUAACAAUUCAUCCGAAAUUUAAAAUCUUUUUUUUUUCACAAACUGUUAAUUAAAGAAAGCAAAAGCACAAAGUAAAGAAAUGUAUUAUUAGAAACUGCAAAAAUUUGUAAUAUUUUAAAACUUAAUUAGUUUUAGUGUAAACUUGGCUUUAUAAUGCAUAUUACAAGUAUAAAGAAAUAAAAUUAAUUUUUUGGCCUAACGUUAAAACUUGGAUUUAAAAUGAAGGCUGUAUUUUUUCUUAUAGUUGUCGUCUUGUCCAUGACACCUCCAUGCCGUUUACCACUCUUCUUCCCUACCAUCAAACCACGCGAGAGGACUUUCGGCUCGCUAUAUAUUUAGGGUGCGCCCAUGCCGCAAAGACACUAUACAUUUACAAACAUCCAUGAUUUCUCCGAGAUUCGAAUUCGGGGCCUUCGUUACCGCACUAGGCUUCCCUAACCACUAUACCGUCUGGGUGGUUGUACUUUUUCUGAUUUAAAGUUUUAUUUUGGCAUGUUUCACUUCCAUUUGAUUAUAUGACACUGCAGUUCUAAAGAGUCAGUUAAUGAUGAUUCAAACUAAAUUAUAUAUUUGGUCAUAGCUAUUUCCAUGAUAUUCAUAAAAAAACUAUUUAUCCUGUUGUAAAGUUGCGCGCUUCCAACCUGCACGCAACAAAGUGGUGACUGCUGAAAACUGGAAAUUAGACAGAGUCUUGAGAAGGGUUUUUA
This is a messenger RNA of Stegodyphus dumicola, 3746 nucleotides long. RefSeq names its product serine/threonine-protein kinase BRSK2-like. The record is from RefSeq and is a predicted model, not a curated record. Gene Ontology annotation, molecular function: protein serine/threonine kinase activity; ATP binding. Gene Ontology annotation, cellular component: cytoplasm. NCBI's taxonomy places the organism in Eukaryota, Metazoa, Arthropoda, Arachnida, Araneae, Eresidae. Gene Ontology annotation, biological process: protein phosphorylation; intracellular signal transduction.